Messenger RNA from Fusarium poae, 276 nucleotides. RefSeq lists its product as uncharacterized. The transcript has 2 exons. Lineage: Eukaryota; Fungi; Ascomycota; Sordariomycetes; Hypocreales; Nectriaceae. The coding region runs from base 1 to 276 and encodes 91 amino acids. The record is from RefSeq and is a predicted model, not a curated record.
AUGUCUACAGCUCCCAACACCAAGCUGGACUUGAGGAUAGAAACAAAGCUCGAACAUAUAGAACGGAUGACGACAACAUCACCCCAAAGGUACCAGCACUCAUUCACGAUAAAGUGCGGAUUCUUGAUCUUUCGGAGCGCUGGUGACUACGAUCACGAGAGGUGCUUUUCGAUUUACGACAGUCAUCUUCUACCGAAUCUGACUGGGUUCAUCGAGACCAAGAAGCAGUUCACCCCUCCCGAAAACGCGAAAUUGCUACCCAGCGAACUGUGGUAG